AUGCACCACAAGGAGCCCACAACACAUCUCUACCGCGCCCUCUUGCGUGAACUGCGCCUCGGAUCGCCGAAGAAGCGUGCAGAGCGCAACCCGCUCAUCGGGCAGCAGUUGCGGGCAAUGGUCGACGAGGCGAUCCAGCGGCCGCACCCGCAGAACAUUGAUCGUGCUAUUCUCGAGGCCCGCGACUUUUUGCGCUCGGCACGGAUACAUGCGGAACUCUUGCAGCGAUACAACCCGACAUUGGGGAUGAGCGAGGAGGAGCGCAUCCACGCGACAGCGCGUCGGGUCGGCCUUGACACGCCCAUCGAGUACAAGGCAUAG
This is a messenger RNA of Trichosporon asahii var. asahii CBS 2479, 321 nucleotides long. RefSeq lists its product as uncharacterized. The record is from RefSeq and is a predicted model, not a curated record. Bases 1 to 321 code for a protein of 106 amino acids. Gene Ontology annotation, biological process: mitochondrial proton-transporting ATP synthase complex assembly. Gene Ontology annotation, cellular component: mitochondrial matrix. The transcript has 3 exons. Lineage: Eukaryota; Fungi; Basidiomycota; Tremellomycetes; Trichosporonales; Trichosporonaceae.